This is a messenger RNA of Cynara cardunculus var. scolymus (artichoke), 836 nucleotides long. RefSeq names its product protein FAF-like, chloroplastic. The coding region runs from base 299 to 772 and encodes 157 amino acids. The record is from RefSeq and is a predicted model, not a curated record. Lineage: Eukaryota; Viridiplantae; Streptophyta; Magnoliopsida; Asterales; Asteraceae. The transcript has a single exon.
CAAGUCAAUUAAUCAUAGCAUUUGAACCUCUAUGAUCACGAAAGGAUUUUUAUGAGAUGUGUGUUUUUUUAGAUGAAUAUAUGACCACAUAAGAAAGAGAGAGAGAAAAGUCGAUAUCCACCCAUCAUCUCCUAUUUAAUCGCACCACUUGACUUCAUCAACCCAACCACAAAAAUUGGCUUCAACCCUGCACCUGCAACUGCAACAACAACCAUAAUACAGAGAACAGAACAAUAAUGGCAGCUGCAUCUCCAACGUUUUCCAUUAUUCCAAAUCCGUUCCUUAAUUCUCAAAUCAAAUGCUUUCACCCUCCGCCUCCCUAAUCAACCAUAAACCAGAUUUCAAUCAUCAACAUUACACCAUGAGUUUGGAGAGUUUAUCGAUCUGUACCGAAGGUCUAGGGUUUGAGAGCUUUGACGAUGUGGAAGAUCAAUUGGAAACCGAUAGCCAUGAAGUGAAGCUUGGAACAACAACAACAACAACAACAACAACAACAACAAAGCGUGCGGCGGCGAUAUCGAUGUUAGGCGAUGGCGGGAAGAGGUCGAGGAUCACCGGAUCUGAAUUGCCGCCACCGAUUUCUUCGUUAGGAAGGAGUGGGAAGCCAUGGGUGUGCUUGAAAUCGUAUCGAGAAAAUGGAAGGUUUAUUCUGAAGGAGGUCCGGAUCCGAACCCAUGAAUCCUUACAUGCGUCUCGAGAAGAUGGACGAUUGAAGCUCAAGUUUAUUCAAUUCGAUGAUGAUGACGACGACGAUGUCAUCGCCUCACAUUAAUUAAUUAAUUAAUACUAAUAACUUUGAUUAUUUCCAUCUAAUUAUAUGAUUAAUUUUUAUGAAA